AUGAACUUUUUGCUAUGUAGCCUGGCCCUGUCAGAUCUAUUGACAGGGUCACUGAGCAUACCACUUCACGUUGGCUGCGAUGUCACCUGGAAAACCAAGAUUUGUGUGGCUUCGCAGCUGUUUAUGCGAUUUACAUCAGUUUCCACGGUGAUGCACCUUCUUGCCAUUACAAUGGACCGCUACCUAGGCAUCAAACACGCACUUCGUUACAACGCUCUGGUCACAAAGUACAGAGUAAUUGUAACUUCAGUCUUAAUAUGGAGUUCUUCAAUAUUUUCAUCGCUGAUACAGCUUGCUUGGAUUAACUACGGACGCGAUGACGUCGAUGAAGAAGACGAAGACCUUACUAAGCAUGAGAUCCGUUACGACGUCACUAAUCUUGUACUUUAUGUUGCGAUUCCAUUCGUGGUCAUGACCAUCGUGUAUAUCAACAUCUUUAUUGAAAUAUUGCGUCAAUACCGCAAUAUCAAACAAUAUAAUUCUCCCGGAUGGACUGAGACAAAGAAAAGGACUCACCACGAAUGGAAGGCAGUAGCUAUUUUCUCCAUCAUGCUGUUAGUCUUCAUCAUUUGUUGGCUGCCAUUUUUUACCACUCGCUUGCAGCACAACUUGGGGAAGAAGUUAUUUGAACUUCCACUCUCGUCAGAGUACAUUUUCGUAUAUCUGAGGUUUUUCACGUCUUUUUUCAAUCCUUGUAUGUAUAUCUUUGGUAAAAGAGACUUUCGCCAGGCUCUAAGUCUCUCAAGGAGGGGUUUGUUUACGCGGUUUCACUCCUCUUCGUAUCAUUCAUCUCUGAAGACAACUAUGGUGUAGAUGGGCUCAUAAAACAUCCCAUACUGAUAUCAUUGUGAUACGAAAUCAUUCUAUUUCCGAUGGUAGAAAGUUGCAAAAACUAAAUACGGGAAAGACUGAUUUGGAAAGCUUACUGUGUUCACUUUGAAAACUUGGCACAAUUUCCCACAUUUUUCAAGUUCCGUCCUCCUGAGAAAUGGGUGAGCACAGGUUCAUUUCCCGAACAGCAGCUGGUAAUCGAGCCUAUUUAUGACCAAAAGCAAUCAACCAGUUUCUAACAUUCUCUGAAUUUAUUCCCUUUUUGUCAAAUAGAAACGGCUCGUUGGACCAGAGAUGGAAUCAUUGGAAAGUAAAGGAGAUAUAAAUAUCAGAAAAUUGCGCAUUCCAUUGGUGGGUUUCCUCUUUCUAACAAACAUUUUCGAUAACCAACGUUACCGCUGACUGAUUUACUUUUCACAGAAAUGAUUAAAAAUUAAUUUCUCUCACAAUUCCAAUGCAUUAGCCAGUGAAAAAAAAAAUUAGCCAGUAGGUUAGGAAACCAGAGAGAUGUUUUUUCGUCAGAGGUUUCGGAGCGAUCACGCACAACGUUCAACGUUCAAAUGGGAACCUCCCACCAACCUAUCCAUUCAGAAUUAGUGAUACAAACAAACAAACAAACAAACAAACAGAUAAAGUAUAAGUGAGGCUAAGGAGUCUCCAACACACGUUAUAGCAUUGUUGUUGUUUACCUUGAGUUUUUGUUUCAUUGUUUCCAAGUUCAGUAUCUCCACUCCUCCUUGUAUAUAGAGAACAUGUUUGCCCCCUAUAUGCACCAUAUCUGAGCUACUUAGUUAUAACGUAACAUAAGCCCAGUUAGCACUGUGCUGAGACAGUAAUCAAGGUUGUGAUAAAUUAUUUAUGUAUUCUUAUUAUCACCGUGUGAUUCCAGUUGUUAAGUACUCUUAUGGAGUAGUUCUUGGCUGGUAUGAUGUGUGCUUUGUCUAAAACGAGACUAAGAGUGUAGUGUUUAGAGUGCUUACCAGAAAAUUCUUAAAGGUAAGAAAAAAAAAAACAAAAAAAAAAAACCGCAAAACCUAAAACCGCCGCUUCGUAUCAGCCACGAACUGAUUUUCACAGCCAUCAUUCUUAUUAAUAUUUUUAUUAUUAUGUCAAUAAUGUGUGUUCUGUAGAUAUUGCAUAUUUGAAAUUUAAUAAUACCUAGCUUCAUACAUCGUAUAUUAUAAGAAUAUUAUAUUUAUAAGGGAUAACCUGCAGUUAUUAGCCUCAUAUGGGCGUUUUUGAUAAUUCUUUUCAAGAAGGAUUUCGUGUCAAAAGGGUACUCAUUCAUUGAUAUCACUAACAAUAUAGUCGAUGGUCGUGCAUGUUGCAUGCACUUUACAAAAUAUAAUAACUCCCCCUUCCAUCUUUAAGAGUUGGAAGCAUGUCACUUUCUUCUUUCAGUAUCAUUAUCGACAAUGAAGGAGACGAUCAUUAACUAAGGAAGUUCUUUAUUUUUAAACAACUUUUCCUCAAUACUAUAUUUAUGAGAGUAUAGGUACCAAAGGAAAUUACGUUACAAAUGUUUGCACGUCUUGUUUGUAGCGGCUCUGCAAACAUUCAAUUGACUUUUGAAUCAUAAGAGUUUCUCGCAUCUAAUCUCUCGAUAUCUCGAUAUCGUCUUGUUUGAAGCGGCUCUGCAAACAUUCAAUUAACUCUUGAAUCAUAAGAGUUUCUUGCGUCUAAUCUCUCGAUAUCACAUCACUGCUGAAUCAAACAUUAAGGUUAUGAGAAUAUAAGAAAUGACCACUCAUUCAAGACGCUCUUGAUUGAUAAACAAGCUCUCCUUUUAAAUAUCAUAAGAAAUGUACAAAGAAGAUUAUGAAGAAUGUACAAACUGAUGUCAGGGUUCAAAAAGGUUAAUCAAUAUAUAAAUUUAUUUAUGUCAAAGUGUGUGGGGAGAUUAUUUCUCUAUCCGGGCCCAAGACUCAUUUGUAAAAAACUUAAUAAUAAGUGGGUAAAACUUAACUUAACAAUCAAAUGAACUAUUUCAGGAGCCCAUUACUUGGUUAAAUGGGCUCCUGACUAUUUAUAAUAAUAUCAAUUUAAGGUAAAUGUAUUUAAAGAUAAAUAAGCAUACAUAACUCCUUCGACCAUGAUACAAAAAAUACUUGUGCACUCUAUUACUUUGUCUUUAAAUUUCGGAUGUCUUCGUAGUCCCUCAUGCUAAGGUCCGGUCAAUAUUUAUCCCCCGGGAUGGGGGGAGGGGAGGAUUUUGGUUGAGUCAUAAUAAAAAUUACCUGAUCCCCCUCUAAGGCUCUUAAAUAUUCUUGCAGCUACCCGUAAUUGGCAGUUAAUUUUUCCACAUUCCCCCUUUAUUCUCUGUCGGCGACGACUGACCCUCCCCCCCCCCACCUUCCUUUAGGCCCUUUCCGAUUGUACUCGGCAACUUUUUAGCAACUUUUGGCAUUUGGAGCAACUUUUUGCGGUUCCGUAACAACUUUGGGAAAAGUUGCCUUUCUGAGCAGUUUUUAAGCAAAAUACGGUAUAGGUUAAACUUGAUCUCAUAUCAGUACGAAAAAGUUAACGAUUUCAUAAAAAGCUAACACAUAACCUGUCACUUGACAUCGUUUCACAUUGCGAUGUUUAUCUAUUAUUAUAACGGGUAAUUGACUAAAAGGACGUUGGGCAGGGCUUUAUUAAAAUUAACCAUGUGUCCUGUGGCCUCAGACUUAAGUAUCUUAGUAUGUCACUAAUUCAUGAACGAUGUUAACAACGCCUGUGAAAAACGAAAAAUAGGGCCUUUUUAAAUUGAAAUAACUAAAAAUAUAAAGAAAUUUUGGUAGCAAAUCUGCUAGGAUUUUUGGAAAUAUUUGAGCAGGUUUUUGGCUUUCCACUGAGCAACAGGCUCGCCUCCUAUUCCCUGAAUUUUUAUGUUGAAGGGGGAAUCACGGGAAACCGCUGGCAUCCUCUCCCUUCGAUGUAAACCGCUCUAUCUUUUACUCUAGUGAAAAUAUAUUAACUGUCAUAUCUUAAGGUAGAAAUAGCUGGGAGUAUGAUAGUAAAUUUUUUUCAUCAUCAAGUCAAACGCAAAAUCAUUUGGAUGCACAUGUCUGGGAGAUGUAUAGAUGGUGACGCACAAAGUUAAUUUUUAAGGUUACUUUCCACCUUCGCGGGUAUCCUUCGGGAAAAAAAUUCGUAUGUGCGCUAGUUUCACUAAAAUCCCUAGCAAACUGUACAUCAGGAGAAAGCUUAAUGACUGCAGAUUACGAUAUAAAUAUAAUUUAAACGACUUCUCUUUUAAGGAAGUUGGUAAGGCUUGAAACGACCGAAGGUUCUUCUACUGAAUUUAUCGGGUAUUGGAUACCGCAACACGAGCAAAAUGGCUGUAUUAAUCAACGAAAUUGUGCCGGGCGAGGCGUGUUGCGUAAAUGGUAAACACGAGAUCAAUAUUAAACAUAUCAAAAUAUGCCGACACUAUUUAGUUUGUCAUUAUUCCUGGAAAAUUUUGGCGAAAUUUGACGAAUAACGGUCAAAUCUGUAUACUCUAUAAAUUCGCUCAAAGUGUUUGUAUUCCUUCCAAAAUUAUAUGCAUGAUUUUAACUCAUAAAAGUUCGGAAACAACUCGCACCACGCCAGGAGAUUAUCUCGUCUCCUGAAACCGCAAACCAAUGGGACAACGGGACCUCCUGGCUUCAAUGACAAUGGUUCAAGAUAAUCUGUGCCAGUUACCGUUUCCACAAAGCUACAUCUAUCACAUGGAACAUGGCUCUCUGCCCAUAACAAUGACAUCUUGUGAAAUGUCAAUGUCACAUAAGGUAGUAUUCUCUAAAAAAAAAGAAAAAACAGUAACUUAUUUUGUCCCGUUAUGUUAUGAAACUGGAAAAAAAGACUAAAUUGCAGUAUUUUUGUUUUUUUCUCCAAGACAUCUUAGAAGAAAAACAUUUCAUUGGAUCUCAUUGGAUCACCAGCAAAUCAUUAUCAAGUAACUUUUUCAUCAACGAAAAGUUUAAGGAAAUGGUUUCAAACAUCGUCACUCCUUUUUCACGUUUGAUUAUGAUCUGACAAGAGGAUACAAAGACUAAAAGACAAUCGCUUGAUAAUUUACAACCUGUAGUAUUAUUAUUUCUUUUAGCUUAUAUAGGUUUACGGGCUUAAAAUCUUUCCCAUUUUGCUCUUAAUCAAAAAAUGAACAGAUGCUAGACGGAGCAAUCAGUUCAGUUUAGAGUGGUCGCGAACAAAGGGGUGCAAUUUGUUUCAACGCAAAAAAAAUGUGAAUCGAGUCUUGGGCCAAUAGACAUGAAUGAAUUUUCUCGGAUUUCUUCUAAUGACGCACUUUACAUCUUAACGCCAAGUAAUAGCUGUAUAUCAAAGCGAAAACGAUUCUGAUAAAUCAUUAUUCAAGUCUUAAAAAUGUGUGGGAAAAUAACCGCGCGCGUCUGAUGUAUGGAUGCCAAAACCAAAGUGAAAAGUGUUUCUCCGUCUUGUUUGACUAUUGCAGACGUAUUUUAAAAAGGGAUAACCACAUGUAAGUCUUAUAAAUCUGAUAACGUUGUAUUGGUGAAUUAGUAUUCGGUUUUCUGUCUUUUAUGAUUUAAAUACAGCCACAUAUUAUAGAAAAAUCGAAUGUUUUUAACCGUUACAGAUGGAUCACCGCGUUUUUGACACCGCAUAAACGUAAGACAGAUUGGUUUUCAUCCUAACAAAAUUCUAUCUGACUACCUAAAGAGGCUCUCUAGGGUUUUGUUCAAUGUUUGCGAGCGCGCCAGCGUAAUGUUUUUUUUGAAAAUUUUUAUGUUUUCGCUUUUGAAGGUCACUAAAAGCCACCAAAAGGCAAUGAACAAGGUUCAGGCUAUUAUCAAAACAAUAUUCGUUCGAAAGCUAAGGCUCUACGAAGGGAGGCUCUCGCCAAUAAUAAUUUGGCUUUGCCUUUGGUUUUCUUCAAUGAAAUCUCUCAAAAUCUUCACAAUUUGUGAAAUUUUUCUUGCCGGUCAUUUAAAAGCCGAAAAAUAAAGGGGUUACAAAGGCAAUAUUCUUGCUAUUUGCAAUUUUGUAUUUUCUUCCUUUAUCUCCGGCCAAUUUGGUCCUAUGAAUUUUUUUUAUCAACAUUCACAAGGAAGGGCACAAAUAUGUUUAACGGUCUAGCAAAUCUUAGUCGGAAAUUCCACCGAAGGAAACGCGAUAAAUCUUGCUCGAGAGAUCCCUAUUUUCUUCGUCGCAGAACAUUACAUGAUGGAAGAGAAACUCGCCAAGAUCUAUAUCUGAGCAUGUGUAGACUUUUCGACAUCUGUCGCCAUUUGGCAAUCUUUCCCACGGUGUUUUCUUUUCUCCGUGUUUGUUUUGUUAUGUUCGCACCCAGAUCUUGCGCGGUCAAAAAACCCCUUUAGAGCCUCCUUAAUCCAGAUGUAAAUAACAGGUUCGACUUAAAGAAAUGUUUUAUUUAUAUAAUCAUACAAAUAUUAACCUAGCUGAGUAAUAUUAUGAUAUUGAACCGAACGAAACCGUAUUUCGAACUUGACAAUGAUGCGAUAUGAAUGAAGAACCUUAAAACACUCAGCAACUUGGAAAUAUGUGAGUAAUACCAUCAAAACGUUCUGAGGUAAUUUAUCUAGACAAAUCAAGCCGGGCAAGUCUUGGGAACUGAGAGAGAAAAUGGAUAUUUCAUUUGUCACGUCUUAAUAUUUCAGUCUUGCAGAAUUUUCUUUCACGCCUAUUUUGGAAAUAUCUUAUAAAUAUAACUGACUCGAAGAACUAGCAGCUUUCGUUCAGAGCAAAAAAAAAAAAAAAAAGAUUUUAUGUCGAUCUCCUUUCCUUUCUGUGAAUUCACAGCACACAGAAGUAGGAAGUUAUACCUAUGUCGAUAUUUUGGUCAAUUUCGAUCCAGAAACACAUUCGAGCUGAAUUUUUAAAGGGCGCUAUGAUAAACAGCAAUCAGCCCAGUUUGUGUCGGGAAUAAUUUUGGCCAGUCUUCGAGAGUUGGCGUUCACGCCCAAUCGACUCUAAGCUCUAUGAAGUGACAGCCCGCGUUGUAAGUAAAAGAAAGAUUAAUUGUACCAAAACUUUGUCUGCAAUUGACUGCUGAAUUCGAACUAGAGCAAUAUCUAACUCUGGUAUGAAUCAGAUUCAGAAGCGUUCCAAAAUAGAUCAGUCUGAAGCUUUUCGAGAAUCUUAGAUUUUGUUGAAAUCGAUUAGUCAAUUUCUUUUUAAUGCACUAAACCGGUCUUGACUAAAAUUUUUUGAGGUAAAUUUUUUAAAACAAAGUUAAGAGGUGGCCGUCGUGUCUGGUUUGAACUCUUAUCGUCCAGAAUUAGAUAACUUGACGGUAAUACCACAAACACUUGCGACAGUGAGGCAAAUGCAUCGGAUCAAAAAUUACAGUUUGCUUUCAACAUCCUAUGUACAUAUCGUAAAUUUAGAUUGUCAUGAUUAUAUUUUCAAAGCUUCAUGAUCGUUUGUUUCCUUCUGACAGAUAAAUAAAUUAAAGCGCGUUUUUAAAUGCAUACGCGAAUGUUAUAUCCUCAAGAAGAGUUCAUUACUUAUCGGAAGCCAAUACACAUUACUUCUUGCGCUGAGGAUAUACGAUAGAGUGUUUCAUGAUGAUGAAAUAAAUAAAAGCAGGAGCUCACUAAUGGGCUCCUGUUAAAACGUGUUAUUUUUUUUUCGUCUUUCGUCUUGUUACGAGCUUGGGGCCAAAAAAAAAUACUCAGUCCGCAUGAGGAAUCGAACCUCAGACCUUCGGAUUGCUAUUUCGAAGUUUUGACCAACAUAGAGUGGAAAGCACCGCAAAUACGCAGGACUAUUUCCAGGUGAUGGGGUCCCAGAAAUGAAUUAUCACCUCGCUGUAGGCAAUGCCAUAUUUCUAAAAAGGCAUUGAAAUCUUCACCGCACAAAUUACCUUUCAGUGUUUUCAUGCAUGAGUUAUUUAUGUUGUUCAACCAAUAUUUGUGUAAAAUAUGGACACAGUUUUCCCAAAUUACCAACGCGAGACGAUUUAAUGAAAAAUCAGCCUUACAUAACAUCAACCAAACGUGUUUGUCACUUUUUCAUUGUGAGUCUUUCCAACUUGUGAAUUAAAAGAGACGGAUAGUGGACUCUAUAAGUAACACUUAACACUCCAUCAAUGAUAAUUUGGCUUCCUUUAAAAUCUUUACACCUAGAAAUUUUAAUAAGAAAAAAAAAUUGGUAGCGCGGAUGGUCAGGAACUGAAGUAUUAAAAAUUAGUAAUCAUAGUUACAUGUAAAUUUAAGAGUAAACCUGCUUGCACGUUCUAUUGCUUUGUGGACUUCUAAAAGAAACGAGCUGAUAAAUAAUUCGUUAUUCAAUUUGAUAACGGGACGUGACCUUUCGAACCCAUGAAAUAUUGCGACUACUUCCUCAGAGAUCCGACACAUGAUUGACAGCCCUCUGUAAACGCUUUUUACACAAGGUGCAUUACGCGUAGAAUGUUUUUGAAGGGUGCAUCUGAUAAAGAAUUCAUAUCACGGAAUGAUUUGCUGUAUGUGCCAGCUACUACCUGGAUAAAGUCCGUAAUGUUGAUACAGCCCUUGUUUCAGAAUUUCUUUUUUUUUUUUUUUUUUUUUAUAAAGAGGCCCAUUUCGCGUGCAUUUUUUCUACUAUUACGAAUAAUUUUUCUUUAAAUUUUAUGUCAAAUAUCCAUAUCUUAAUUGAAAUCUACAAAGUUUACAUUUUGCACCCGUAAAUUUUAAUAUUGCGUUUAAAUACAGCAAUGUCGGGAAAAGAUAACGAUUGAAAUGUUUGAAUUGGAGGAGGCAGGUAGACAAAACCCAGAUAGCUUCGAAAAUAACCACAACUACAUUCGGAAAUAAUCUUUACAUGUUUCAGAAGCACAAAAAAAAAAAAAAAAAAAAAAUUCAUGGACACUAAUAACGAGGGAUGACUUAAUAAUUUUUUCUCUUCUCCAAUUCAAUUAAAACUCUUUUAUUAAGACAUUCAGCAAAAUCGUUCGAACGACAAAUCGUCCUGGCAACCACUGCAUAAACUAAGUCAUGUUAUUAUAAAGUUUCGCUAAAGGGAAAACGAUGUAUUAUGUGACUUUCUCCUAAUUGAAAAACAGCUUAUGGAAUGUUUAAUUGAACUUGACUCUGAAGUCUACAUCUCAUGAGUUAUUAAUGAAGAUGGGUUCCGAAAUAGUUAUUUCAUUGGUUUACAGUACGUCUGAAUGACCUGAACAUACAACUUUUUUAAAGCCCGACUGAAAGGGAGAUAAUUACAAAAGAUACACCUGUCGAAGCAAUUUGUUCCAGGUUUUAUUUGAAUUGUGUGUUUUCUUUAUGCGAACUAUUUACCCUCUGAAAGCCCCGCUGUAUAAACUUGAAAGAAUGGGUUGGGGUCUUUUUUCUGAAAUUGUAGGUUAUAGAGUCUGGCGUAAGUUUUCCAAAAGCGUCUAGAACACUCCGCGUUUUUGCAACAAAUCACGACGUCGCUGUCCGAUACAGAACGGUUAAAAAGAUUUAUUCCUGGAUGACACAAAAUUAGGUGAAAGUAUCAAAUUGGAUUUUAUUUUUUUAAAUUCCGAUUAGCUUGUUGAAUCUCAACGGACAGUUUCACCUUCAUUAAACAGAGCCAACAUGAGUCAGACGUCAACUGAACAGAACGACUCUCGGUUCAACAAUGUUUCCACUGGUUUGGCGCUGAAAAACUUCUCAAAUUCAGGUAAGGAAAACAACGAAUUCUACGAGGGUAAUAUGUUACUUUUUUCUCUUAUGCCUAAAUUAUGCUGGGAGAGAUUUGAGCAAGACAGACCUUUGACAGGCAUCGCUAAAUUGUAUGUUUAAGAUGAGGAUGUUUAAAAAAAAAAAAAAGAAAAGAAAAUUCAAUUUGCCUCGGUCCCUCGCAGUCUGAUCAUCUUACUAAAUUUUUUGAGUUCGUCUUUUUCAUAUUUUUUCAAUAUAUAUUUAGGCGUUCUCGUAUUGUUUUGGUUAAUUUUCGCCUCUUCGAUGUUUCGCUCCCUUAGAAAUCGAUUAUUUAACUACCCCAUAAUUUAACGGCAAUUUCGAUGUCGCUCUUUAGCAACUCAAGGUAAACAACGCCGAGUCAGUCGUAGGAAUAAGAUUAACUUUGUAAUUUACUUAUUAAGAAAUAUAUGGAGGAAAAUUUCUUGAAGGAUUGAAUCCAAUGAAAUAUUUACUAUGUAAUAAGCUAUCACAGAGUGAUCCAAACCGACCACAGAGCUCAGUUAAUAAUAAAGCAAGUUUGUUUUGAUAUCCAUCAAAUGAAUAAUUAACUAAUGUAACUCGAAUUUUAAUGCGAAUUGAAAAAAAAAAAUUCGCUGUACAACGAUAUCAUUAAACUCUUCGCCUCAUCAGUUAUAACCCACCUAAAUGAAUAAUUUUCUUUGCUACAAAGUUACCAUUAACCAAUUACAAGGUAAUUAUGAAAAUUGCGAGGCAAAAAUCUGUUUUGAAGUUUAGCUAACGUCUCAUUGCGUAACAAUAACAAGAAAAUGGUUAAGAAGUACACUUAGCCCCUGUUUUUUGCAUUGACCGGCCCUGCAUUAUAAGUUUGAACGAAAAUGCACUAUGGAUAGCCUUGUUUCAGUCUUAAAUCGUACCAUUACUCAUUUCUGUGACAUAUUUUCGUCAUUUAAGCUUCAUGAUUAUCCUCAUUAUUUUUUCACCUUUUUCGAGUACAGGAUAUUUCUACUUGACUUCAACCAUCACUGAUAAAUUUCAGACUCAAAAGUAGAAUUAAGAACACUUGGAGAAACGAUGUAUUUAUUAUGGAACGGGUUGAAUUUUCUAAGCGACUCGAUUACUUAUCCCUAUUUUUAUUAAACUCUUCGUCAGGAUUUUUUAGUCGCCGCCAUACCCAAAGAGUUUCUCCGUUGAUGCGAAGAUAGAAUAGCGGGUUUAAACUACCUUUCAACGGCCGAGACACGUUUAAAAAAGCAGGGUUGACGGGGGAUUCUAUGAGCUCUGGAAAGAGCUCCCGAUCAACACACUGCAUUUCUUAUCGGUACACAUGGCAGAGUUUUAAAUUUUUGAGAUCUUUUUGUUUCUGUUGCUUCUGCAAACGAAGAGUGUUAUGAUUAACCUGUUGUAAUAAACGCUGCCCAUGGUUACUUUUCCGAAUUCGCACAAUCGCAAAGCUUGGGAAGUCGGUAUUGUUAGUACAGUAUCUCAAUUUCAAUUCUUAAUUGCUUUUGGGCUGAACAUAUUAAGCAGACAGUUAAGGUAAAUUAGCGUAAAUUUCCUCUUCCAAAUAGGCCUUAAAAUUCACGGUUUUCUCUGUUAAAUAUUAAAAUUACUCUGUUGUCUCAGCUAAGAAAACUUAUUCAUGGACACCUCAGGUUGCUUAUCAUUCAGUCAAGUAUGCCUAUAGACACAAAUACAAUUAGUUUCUGAUGCUCUUUAAUACUCCUCUCGUAUGUGAGAACCAUUUAAUUACUAAGAUUUUACAUUUUUUCAGACUCUCUAUAACUGCCGAUUUGCCAACAUUAUAAUUAAUGAAUUGGUCAGACGUAGACUAAAAUUCAGUGUAUGAUAAAUUGUACAUACAGGCGAGAAAGCUCAGUUCAAAACUCAAAAGGAAACAAAUUCAGUUCAAAUGGCAUCAAAUCUUCCCACGGAUUUGUUUGAGGAGCAUACAUGCGUUUGGACUCGAUUACCGAACCUGCUAUGGGUUAAUUUUGUUGUUUUUUUCCCCUUCAUCCUGCAUGUAUUGCUCCAGGUUCUCGAGUUUUCCUCUCCAUAAAAUCCACUCCCCAAAGUCCAACUUUACUUGAUAUCAGCAGACAAGAAGAGCCACUGCUUGGUUGUUUACAGUUCCGAUUUAUAAUCAUUAUUUUAUUUCAUUUUUUUAUUCAUGUAGAUGACGAGUUCGAUGACAUGAGUGAAGGUCGUUUCCAACCUGUUGUAGACGUUCCAGCGAUUGCGUUGGCGGUAUUUAUAGUCAUCAUUAACAGUUUAGCUUUGAUAAUGGUGGCGAAGAAAACAUACUUGAGAUCCAUCACCAAUCUACUGCUGUGUAGCCUGGCUUUAUCCGACCUCCUUACUGGCUUGGUCUCUGUGCCACUGUUUAUCACGUGUAACAUCAUCCGUAGAUUAGCAGUUUGUCUCACUGAAGAGCAAUUGUCUCGUUUCAUCUCAGCCUCUAUUGUGUCUCAUCUGAUGUCCGUUGUGAUUGACAGGUAAUGGAAAUAUAGUAAAGAUUUUGUAAUCAAAAUCUCUUUUUGUAGAAAAGCUUGGUUUAGAAAAUGAAGAAUUACAACCAUAUUGAAAACCAUACCGUGCUUUUAUUCUGAGUCUCUCAUAGCUGUAGUUUCUUUUCUUAGGAAGCUAAAUGUACGUUCUCUCCAAAUAAUAUGUGAAAGAGGUUGAGAUCAGAAACAGAAAUCGAAAAAACCAAACAAGUAAAAGCAACCCUCAGCUGGACUAGUGCUGGAGUUGCGCGCCGGUCGCAAAUAUUCCAAUUUUGCAGAAGAAAAACCACUAUUUCUUCAAACGUGUGCCGCUUGGGCACUCAUAUAAUUUAGCGGAAAAAAAAUUGAGACCGAGACAAAUUUUUCAUUAAUUUUUCUAAUUGUUAAGUAACCAUGUCAGAAACGUAUAAAGAAAUGAUAAUAAUGAUAACAAUAAUGAUAAUAGAUGAACACGAUAAACUGAUAGGAAUGAUAAAACCUUAAGGAGGCGUUAAUUAAGGAAAACGACUUUCUUUUUUAGAUAUCUGGCAAUUGUACACCCUUUGCGGUACACGUCACUGGUAACACUCCGCAGGUGUGCCAUAGUUAUUAUCUUUAUCUGGACAUCAUCGGCCGUCACUGCAUUGGUGCAAUUAACUUGGCUCGAUCCAUUCAACCACGAUCCACAUGACGAAGACCUGACGGACUCCUUUCAAAGAACAGAACUCGUCUAUGACAUACUGUUUCUCAUUCUAUUUUUUCUAAUUCCUUUGAUGAUCAUGUGCUUUACCUAUGCGAGAAUAAUCUUUGAGAUAAUUCGUCAAAGUCGUAACAUCCGGCGAGAAAAUACGCCCAGCUUACCAGACACUAGGAAGAGAUCUAGGAAUCACCAUGAGUGGAGAGCCAUUGCAAUCUUCGCCGCCAUGAUGUUCGUUUACAUAAUCUGUUGGCUGCCUUAUUUUAUGCUUCGCCGAUUCGAUUUGUCGGCGUUGGCAGACACUUUUAUACUGGCUGUUGUUUGGUUGAGGUACCUCGCGUCGCUUUUAAACCCUUGUAUGUACAUAUUCGGCAAAAAAGAUUUUCGAAAAGCUCUGAUUGAACAUGUGCUACCGAUGAAGCUGCAACAAAAUUCCUCGUCUACGAAAUCAACGGCUUUAAGAAGUACUGUAAACGCCGACGACUUCUUUAGUAGGAGAGGUGGAGGUUACACGGAAAUUGGCAGAAGAAAGGAAACUUCAGUUAUCUGA
Pocillopora meandrina is the source of this 13155-nucleotide messenger RNA. The record is from the annotation of a GenBank genome assembly. NCBI's taxonomy places the organism in Eukaryota, Metazoa, Cnidaria, Anthozoa, Scleractinia, Pocilloporidae.